This is a messenger RNA of Rotaria socialis, 1566 nucleotides long. NCBI's taxonomy places the organism in Eukaryota, Metazoa, Rotifera, Eurotatoria, Philodinida, Philodinidae. The record is from the annotation of a GenBank genome assembly.
AUGUCGAAUAAUGCAAGUGAAGUAAUAUCACCGGUGCGCGUAAAUCAACAACAACCACCGCCGCCGCGAAUACCACCGCCUACAGCGGAUGGAGAUACAAUGGAACGACUUUUUCAAGCAUUGUUCUAUCGUAUUGCUGUUCUCUAUGCUCGAAAUGUUCCUAAACAUAUUCGUCGAUUAGGAGAAACGGCUAUACUUGUUAUGGCAAUUGUUUGUAUGGCUCUACUCGUCUAUCUUCAUGUUGUAUUCAAUCAAAAACCAGUAACAUGUCUUUCUCAUUUACAUGAUCAUUGGCCACGACAAGGUAUACUUCGUGUUGAAUUAUUUUUUGAAUCUCCACCAGAAGAUUAUAAUCUUCAACAAUCUUAUGCUAAAGAAUUUCAAUAUAGUCACUUCUAUAAUUAUGACGACAAUUAUAGAAAUUAUCCGAUAUUAAAACAAAACGAAACAAUUGUCGUCAAAGCUGAAUUUCCGAUUGGACAACAAGAAAAUGAACGAUUAGAAAAAUCUUAUCCAAAUAUGAGUAUUAAUUUUUCUUUAUUGUCACCAACGGAUUAUAUAAGUAAAUCAAUAAUGAAAAAAGAAGUUAUAAAUAGUGCUGAAAUUAUUGAUGAUAAUUCUCUAUCGGAAAUAGAAGAUGAUCUUGAUAAUGAAUCUUUAUUUGAUUAUUUAUUUAACUUUGAUUGGCUUAAACAAUUAUUAAUUGAAGAACAUUAUAUUCUUGAAUAUUCAAUUGAAUAUGGAUUUUUACGUUUAUCACCUGAAACAAGACAAAGACUUAAUAUUGAAGUUUUACUUGUUACAUUAGAUAUGACCAACAAUACCUGCUUUGGUAAUGAUUUAAGUCGAUUUAUGCUUGAUCAAUUUCUUGGCUAUCAAGAAAUACUCAUGUCCAGUAUAAAACAAUUAGCAGAAAAAGAAACACAUAAAGGUUAUGUUCGUAAUGUAAUGACAAAUGAUCAUUUUCGUUUUGUUAGUACAUGGCAAAAUCGUCGAUGGUGGACAUAUUUAGUUGCUUUAUGUAUUAUGAUUGUAUUUACGGUUAGCAUUUCGAUGCUACUUCGUUAUUCGCACUUUCAAAUAUUUCUCUUCAUUAUUGAUCUUUUACGUAUGAUUGAACAUAAUGCUUCUAUUGUAUUUCCAGCUGCACCAUUGUUAACAGUUAUAUUAGCAUUAAUCGGUAUGGAAGCAAUUAUGUCGGAAUUUUUCAGUGAUGCAUCAACUGCUUUUUAUAUUAUUCUGAUUGUAUGGAUAUCAGAUCAAUAUGAUAGUAUAUGUUGCCAUACAUCAAUAAGUAAACGUCACUGGGUUCGAUUUUUUUAUCUGUAUCAUUUUGCAUUUUAUGCAUAUCAUGCUCGAUAUAAUGGUCAAUAUUCAGGUUUAGCAUUAACAACAAGUUGCUGCUUUAUUGCUCAUUCGAUGUUUUAUUUUUUCCAUCAUUUUGAAUUACCUGUUAUCGAAGCUCAACUUGUUCAUGUGUUUGUUGAUGAACAUAUAAUAACACAAACACCUCUACUAACAACCGAAAGAACUAGAGAAGAAAACUCACCAACAACAACAUCUUAA